Xyrauchen texanus (razorback sucker) is the source of this 847-nucleotide messenger RNA. It is a transcript of the gene dapl1b.1, whose product is annotated as death associated protein 1b. Gene Ontology annotation, molecular function: death domain binding. Lineage: Eukaryota; Metazoa; Chordata; Actinopteri; Cypriniformes; Catostomidae. The record is from RefSeq and is a predicted model, not a curated record. The coding region runs from base 63 to 392 and encodes 109 amino acids. Gene Ontology annotation, biological process: cellular response to amino acid starvation; negative regulation of autophagy; apoptotic signaling pathway. The transcript has 4 exons.
AUAAGCCGCGAGACUGCGCACUGAGAGAUUGUUUGUGCUGCUGGUGUUAUACUGACGACAAAAUGGUGCAACUUUCUAAAACUGGAACGAGAGACACGCUGAAAGGUGGACAUCUUCCUGCAGUGAAAGCAGGAGGGAAAAGAGUUGUGAAGAAAUGUGGUGAAGAUAAUGCAAAUAUGGAGAAAGAGGCCAGGAAACCUGAUAAAUCCAGGUUCCUGCUCGCCACCUCCAGAAUGCAACACCUGAGUCUUCUCCUGGUUGGUCCACUUGAGAAGUUGGGUCAUGACUUCCCUGAAACUCCGGUUUCUGUGCGACACAGCAAAGUCCGACCCAGCAUGGAGAAGCCACACGUGCAGCGCAGCUUCUGCAUUCAACAGCCGCGCAAGAUGUGAUCUAAAUGUCUUCCGCUGCUGUGCUUAUGACGAAAUGAUGUGCAUAAGACAAUCAAGAAGUGCUAUUUUGGGUAAAUUACAUGCAUUGUGGACCAGACUGUCGUACUCGUAGCAUUGAUACAAAGUUCAUGUUUGGCCAAUUUAUUUGAUAUUUGUUCUAGAUUUGCAGCCUUUUGAUUUCUUACCACAUAGAUUUAGUUCUUGCUCUGUGUGUGGAACAUUCACUAACCGAGUGUGAAUUAAAUCUAUCCUGUAGGAUGUUUUGAUGGCUGCCUUAAAUGACGUUUCAUGUAUGAAUGUUUGGAAGCUGUAGCAUAAAAAUGUAGCAUUAAAAUGCAUGCUGUUUAUGAAAAAAGAAAAUGUAUAUUUUUGAUAAAGCCAAACCAACUUUGUAAAAAAAAAAAAUACACACAAAAAAAAACAAAUUGUAUCAGUAAAGUUCACUUUUCCAGCAA